Molecule: messenger RNA, 3132 nt
Organism: Pezoporus flaviventris
Lineage: Eukaryota; Metazoa; Chordata; Aves; Psittaciformes; Psittacidae
Gene: XK
Product: X-linked Kx blood group antigen, Kell and VPS13A binding protein
Exons: 3
Coding region: 22-1356 (444 amino acids)
Cellular component (GO): membrane
Source: RefSeq, a predicted model, not a curated record
GACGGUGCGGGGCGGCCGGCGAUGAAAUUCCCGGGCUCCGUCCUCGUGUCGCUCGUCCUCUUUGUGGCCGAGACGGUGGCGGCGCUAUGCCUGAGCGGGGCGUACCGCGCGGCGGGGGACCGCAUGUGGCAGUGGCUGACGCUGCUCUUCGCCCUCCUGCCCUGCGCGCUGGUGCAGCUCAGCCUGGUCUUCAUCCACCGCGACGUGAGCCGCGACCGCCCGCUGGUGCUGCUGCUGCACCUCCUGCAGCUCGGGCCCCUCGUCAGGUGUGUGGAAGUCUUUUACAUUUACUUCCAUGCUGGCAGAGUUGAAGAGCCGUAUGUCAGCAUCACAAAGAAGAGGCAGAUGCCCAAGGAUGGGUACUCAGAAGAAAUUGAAAAAGAAGUGGGACAGGCUGAAGGCAAGCUGUGUACGCACAGGUCUGCAUUCAGCAGGGCAUCUGUGAUCCAGGCAUUCCUCGGCUCAGCACCCCAGCUCACGCUCCAGCUCUAUAUCUGUGUCCUGCAGCAGGAGAUCACAGCUGCCAGAAGUAUUUUUAUGGUCCUUUCUCUCCUGUCAAUUGUAUAUGGUGCCUUACGCUGCAACAUCCUGGCUAUUAAGAUUAAGUAUGAUGAUUAUGAUGUCAGCGUGAAACCAGCUGCCUACCUCUGCAUAUUCAUGUGGAGAAGCUUUGAGAUUGCUAUACGGGUUACGGUGUUGGUCCUUUUCAGUUCAGUCCUUCAAAUCUGGAUACUUCCUGUUGUGCUAGUGAAUUUCUUUGGUUUUUUCUUCUACCCAUGGAUUCUCUUCUGGCAAAGCAAGUCCCCAUUUCCUGAGAACAUAGAGAAGGCAUUGAGCAGGGUCGGCACUACCAUUGUCUUGUGCCUUCUCACCUUCCUGUAUGCUGGCAUUAACAUGUUCUGCUGGUCAGCAGUGCAGGUGAAGCUCAAUGAUCCUGACUUAAUUAACAAAUCCCAAAAUUGGUACCGACUGACUGUGUAUUACAUGCUGCGAUUCAUCGAGAAUGCAUUCCUCCUGCUGAUGUGGUACAUCUAUAAAACUGAUAUCUACCUGUAUGUAUGUGCCCCAUUGUUGGUCUUGCAGCUCCUGAUAGGUUACUGCAUGGCUAUCCUCUUCAUGUUGGUCUUCUACCAGUUCUGCCACCCUUGCAAAAAGCUGUUCUCAUCCAGUAUUUCUGAAGGUCUGCUGUCCUGUUUCAAGUUCCUCUGCUUUAUUUGCAAGCCUCCCAAAUCCAGCAUACUUAUAGACAAGGCAGAGGUGAAAUCUCCUGAAAAUUCCGAUGAAGCACAGAGCAGUAGCAAGACAAUAUAUUCUCAAAAGGGGAAUCCUCAUCAAAGCAUUUCUUCCAAUGCCUAGUACACCUGGGAGCAAGUAUGUGCCUUUGGAAGAUGGCAGAUCACCUGCUGGGAACAUUGUGUAUCUUGGACAUUGUGUCUUGUGGAUGGGUUUACUUUCUUACAGGUGUAGUACUGCAUGACAACUGACAAGCUUACCUUUGUGGAAAAUGUAGUGUAUGAGUAUGUGUAUCUCUGUGUGUUUGUGUGCUGAGAGCAGUCUUUCUUUGUAGAAUUCUAUUUCAGGGUUUUCUUGCACAUAGGUUUAUUAUCACAUGCUUACUUUGACACCAUAGAAGACAUCCUUCAAGAACUGGCCUGAUGCUCAUCUCACUCAGGAAAUCUGAGGAUGGAAGGAAAGGCAUUUUAUUUCAGAUAGAAUGUUAUUAUGGCAUGCAACCCUAGCAUGGAAACAGAGCAUAGACCUUGACUAUAUACUGACUGUAGCUGUGGUCUGCUUUGAUCCAAUUGCAGACUUUUUACACUCUAAUCAAGUGUAAUAAGAUAAUACUUCUCUCUGAGGUACAAGAGUUGGACUUCUACAAUGCAGUGUAGUCUGGGUUGCCAAGAAACAGCCAAUUAGCCAGCACUAAUACUGAAAUGUGACUUGUUACCGAGAACUGACAGAGGCGUUACUGGCUUUGCGCUGUUUCACCCUUCACAUUUGCUGCUUGUUAGCAAGGGAGUUAAAUUUAACACAUUAAUUGGGAUUUUCUAGAAUAGCUAAUUUUUCUGACAUCAUUUGUCUAAUACUUCGUUUGUGAUCAGCUAGUAUUAGGAUGGUGUUCACUUUAUAUAACUUUAAAUAUCUGAAAGCUGGGCAGAUAGUGUGAGCUAGUCAUGUGGGUGCUAUCCAGAGCACAUCUCCAGGGAAUGAUUCAAUCCAUCUUAUAAACAUCCUCUUAAGGCAAGUGAUAUGAAUCAUUCUCUGGAGACCUAUUAUUCAGUGUUAACCAGAUGCCUUGACAAUUAGUUUUGACUUCCAUCUCUUUUUCAGAUGGCUAAAGUUAAGAGAUGAGCGCUACACUGAUUGUCAGGGAGUUGGUAGUACACCAAGCAGGCAACUCGGUGACUUAUGUGGUGAUAGGAGACACUGAGUGCUCCUUUUUUAGGCUAUAUGUUAUGGUUAGUUUAAUAUCAGUAGUCCUAAACCCUCUGACUUCUUUACUUCAGAAGUAUCACAGGCUUGAAAUCCGGAAGAGGAAAUGAAAGUUACUGACUUUUUCUUCUAUGCACUAUAUCACCAUGAAUAAAAGUGUUCUGUUAUUUUUCAAGUUGCUCAGAAAGCUUUAGCAGAUGGAUACCCAAGAGUUUAUUGGAAAUACCCAAAACGAAUUUUAUUUUCAAAAAUUGAGUGAAACCUUUUUGCACUCUGUUUGCUUAGCGCCUUGCAUUUCUUUUGAAUAUUACCCAUUAUGGCUGCUAGUGAAAACAAGUAAUCUAUGACCAAAAGCAUCAACUAGUGUCCUAAGCUUAGCCUUCAUCCUGUUGUCAUGGAGGAUGUGAAGUUCUUCAGUUGGGAUGACAUCAGCAUCAUUGUACUAGAUGUGUCUCAAGUUCAGGUCUGAGGUCAUUUACCAUGAAAUAUGUCACAUGCAGUGCUGCAAAGAGCUAAGAUGUUUUGAUUCCUUACUGCAUGGUAAAUGAAUGUCUUCAUGCUUCAGUUUUGUAAUGGAGUUGUGUUUCUUAUUUUGCUUAAUAUGUGUCUCUGUGUGGUAUGUGUAUGUAGUUCUCAUUAAAUUACUGGGGGCUGGCAAUGGGAAUUUUUGGCCUGAGCUUGCCAUGGGAAUGUACCUCA